Messenger RNA from Castor canadensis (American beaver), 2964 nucleotides. The record is from RefSeq and is a predicted model, not a curated record. Lineage: Eukaryota; Metazoa; Chordata; Mammalia; Rodentia; Castoridae.
GGAAACGGGCGUGGGUAGGCUGCGCCUGGCCUCGGGUGCCAGGUAUAGGGCUGCGGGGGAGCCGCAGCUCAGAGGGGGCUUGGCGGGACGCCGUUUUCGGGUGUGGACCCCGGGUCCCGGUGGCGUUCCGGAGAGCGGGCGGCCCCACCCGAGGGAGGCGCGCCGGGGAGCGCGGAGCCCGGCGGGGAGGGCGCCCGGUGGGGUCUCCGAGUGAAGAAAAGCCCGGGAGAGCGCCGCAGGUUCCGCUCGCUCGCUCGCUCGCUCGGAUGCCGGUGCUUUAGAGCGGGGCGCGGGCUCGGGGUGUGGAGAAUGACGCUGAGGAAGGCGAUUUCAGAGGAGCCUUCGCGCCGGGAGGAGUGGAGAUUGGAAGAGUCAUGUCAGAAGACACAGGAAACCAAUCACAGUUUCCCUUGAAGGUGGCAGCACUGCGAAUAUUUGAUCUUCCUCUGUCUUGGUACUAUUCCCUCUCCCAGAUCAAGUUUUCACCAAUAGUUAAGAAGUUGUUUGUGGUUACUGCUGUGAGUGCUAUAUCUGUAAUUUUUCUGGCUCAUCACUUUAAAAGAAAACGUGGAAAGAAGAAAGGAAAAAUAUUGCCAUGGGAACCAGAGCACCUAAUACUUGAAUAUACUAAAAGGGCAGCGUCAGACAAAGGGCUGGCCUUGGCCUGUGAUCCUUCUACCUACACCUUCUGCAUUCCUGGGCUAACAGGUUCAAGUUGUUCCAGUAGUAGACACAAUUUGACAUUAUCUUUAAGUUCCACCAAAGACAAAGGAUCUCAGUCUUGUAACUAUGCUAAUGGAGGACUUUUCAGUAAAUACUCAGGUUCAGCACAGAGUUUGGCCUCCGUCCAGAGUGUCAAUUCUUGUCCUGGCUGUGCUUGUGGCAAUUCUAAUUCAUGGGACAAAGCAGAUGAAGAUGAUAUUAAACUUGUCAAUAUUCCUGUGACCACUCCUGAGAACUUAUACUUAAUGGGUAUGGAGUUGUUUGAAGAGGCAUUGCGUCGAUGGGAACAAGCUCUAACCUUUCGCAAUAGGCAGGCUGAAGAUGAAGCCUGCAGUUCCGUUAAACUGGGUGCAGGAGAUGCCAUUGCUGAAGAAAGUGUAGAUGAUAUCAUUAGCACUGAAUUCAUCCAUAAACUUGAAGCUCUGCUGCAAAGAGCAUAUCGGCUCCAAGAGGAGUUUGAAGCUACCCUUGGAGGAUCUGAUCCUAGUUCUCUUGCUAAUGAUACUGAUAAAAAUACAGAUACCACAGUGAAGGGGACCAUGGAUGACUUUGGCCUGCGAGACACCUUGAGCACUGCCUCAACUGAUUCUUUUGCUUCAGCAGCAGAGCAUGCACCAGUGCCUGUAAUGCUGAGAACCACACCUACCACGAGAUCAUCUCUGGCUUCUCCCGCUUCCAUGUCAGGCAGAACCAAGAGCUGUGAAAUGAGGACUAAGAGUAACUGUGCUGAAGCUGAUGGUUGUGAUGUUGGGAUCUUGAGGGCUGAAGGUUCCAAAGAAAUGCUUGCAGACCACAGAGAAGUGCAGCAUACCUACAGCCUGGAAUCUUUUUGCCGCUGCCCUUUUUACGAAGAAGCCAUGCAUUUAGUUGAAGAAGGAAAAAUUUACUCCCGAGUACUGAGAACUGAAAUGUUGGAGUGCCUAGGAGACAGUGAUUUCCUUGCCAAGCUUCAUUGUGUUCGACAGGCUUUUCAGGUAAUUCUUUCAGAAACAGCCAACAGAAUAUUCCUUGCUGAAAGCGGAAGAAAAAUUUUAUCAGCUUUAAUUGUGAAAGCACGAAAGAAUCCAAAGAAGUUUGAAGACGUUUUUGAUGAAAUGAUAUAUUUUUUAGAGCAGACUGAUCAUUGGGAUAGUACUGAAAUGGAGCUUGCUGCUAGAGGGGUGAAAAAUCUAAAUUUUUAUGAUGUUGUUCUGGAUUUUAUAUUAAUGGAUUCCUUUGAAGAUUUAGAAAACCCACCCACAUCCAUACAGAAUGUAGUAAAUAAUCGCUGGCUAAAUUCUUCCUUCAAAGAAACAGCUGUGGCUUCAAGCUGUUGGUCAGUGCUGAAACAGAAAAGGCAGCAGAUGAAGAUCUCACAUGGAUUUUUUGCCCAUUUUUAUGCUAUUUGUGAGCACAUAAGCCCUGUCCUAGCCUGGGGCUUUUUGGGUCCUAGAAAUUCUCUCUAUGAUUUAUGCUGCUUCUUUAAGAAUCAAGUUAUUUUCUUUCUCAAAGACAUUUUUGACUUUGAGAAGGUGCGCUAUUCAAGUAUAGAGACUUUGGCUGAAGACCUCCUGCAGUUACUCAUUCGUCGCACUGAACUUUUAAUGGCAUAUCUUGGAGCAGAUGCCCUGAGGCACACAAGUAGUUGUACAAGUAGUCACGAUCAUGUUAUGUCCAGUGGGCUGUUGGAAGCCAAAGCACAAUAAAUACCAUAAGAACCCAUCCAGUUAGAGUAUAUAAAGUACUUUAAGAUGACUAUGAUUCUGGCAUGUGUAUUGCAAAAUCAGAAUUGAUGGGUGUGGACUCAGGGAGGGGAAAAAAACUCAAAAAGAAUGAGUGACUGUCUGCCUUUAAACAGAAAUUCUUCCAUUGAAUCCCUAUGUAAUGUAUCUAGAGCAACUACUUCAUUGUCCUUAGGUAAUAAUUUAAGUUGUGAAAUGUUGUGUAUUUUGUAGGAAUAUUGCUUGAAUUCAAGCCAGUAUUUGGGAGCUUAUUGUCUUCAAGCUGUCCAAAAUAUCCUGUUAUCAUUCUCAAAACCUCUGUUUUAUGCCUCGCAUCUUGAAAAUACACAUUUUAGCCAAACCUGUGUGGGCCACACACGCAAGAAUAUAUUUCUUCCAGUGCCAACAUUUAACUUUGCCUGAAAAUGUCUUUUUAACUGUAAAGUUACUCAUUUGUUUAAUCAAAUUUAGGCAAUAGUGGUAUUUAAUAUUUACUGCUUACAUUAUUGCUUAUGCAUCUGCUCACGCAUUUAAAUCGAUG